Drosophila takahashii is the source of this 1028-nucleotide messenger RNA. It is a transcript of the gene Naa80, whose product is annotated as N-alpha-acetyltransferase 80. NCBI's taxonomy places the organism in Eukaryota, Metazoa, Arthropoda, Insecta, Diptera, Drosophilidae. The record is from RefSeq and is a predicted model, not a curated record. Gene Ontology annotation, molecular function: acetyl-CoA binding; N-acetyltransferase activity. Gene Ontology annotation, biological process: protein acetylation. Gene Ontology annotation, cellular component: cytoplasm.
CGCCAGGGUGGCAACGCUCUGCUUAAGGCGGAGAAGAAGAAGCAGCAGGGGCGCAGCGUCUGCGAAAAAGUUUAAAAAUAAACAAAUUCCGUUUUAAAUCAAACUGAUAUUCAAUUUUCCGGGCGCGCAGUCAAAACGUAGCAGCAAACACGCACACAUACAGAGAGAGAGUGAGAUUAUUGGGCGAAAUUUGCGCUCUCACACGGAACUUCUGGGACGUCGCCUCAUCAAUAUUGGGAACCAUAUCAGUUCGUUCUGUUCACUUCGUCGUGGCGCACGGGAAUCAGAAUCAGACGCCCAGCAGCGCAAAGCUCUCGCAAUGAUUGUCGCACACUUAGUAGGCUCAAGCGGAUCCCCUCCAGAUCCACAGAGCCGCAGUCCGUUUCAGCGAAAUGCGCUACAUUAAACCGGAGCCGUACUAUGAAGGGCUCCCACCAUUCAAUGUCAGCGGCAGUCCGUUCAACGUGGUGCCCAUCCACAACUACCCGGAGCUGAUGAAGGACACCUGCGCCCUGAUCAACGCCGAAUGGCCGCGCUCGGAAACGGCGCGCAUGCGCUCUUUGGAGGCCUCCUGCGACACCCUGCCCUGCAGCCUGGUCCUGACCACCGAGGGCAUGUGCCGUGUGAUCGCUCAUUUGAAGCUCAGUCCGAUUAACUCGAAGAAGAAGGCCUGCUUCGUUGAGUCCGUGGUGGUGGACAAGCGGCACCGCGGCCAGGGAUUCGGCAAGCUGAUCAUGAAGUUCGCCGAGGACUACUGCCGCGUGGUCCUGGACCUCAAGACCAUCUACCUGUCCACCAUCGACCAGGAUGGAUUCUACGAGCGCAUCGGCUACGAGUACUGCGCACCGGUCACAAUGUACGGGCCGCGCCACUGCGAGCUGCCCAGUUUGCAAAAUGCCAAAAAGAAAUACAUGAAGAAGGUCUUAUAGACAUCAACGCCAGCCGUAGGAGUAGGGGGCUUAGCCAAACCCGAUCGGCGGGUGGCAGUGAACUAGUCAAAUUGGCAAACGCUUGAAAUUCUUUACGGG